Telopea speciosissima is the source of this 714-nucleotide messenger RNA. RefSeq lists its product as uncharacterized. The coding region runs from base 1 to 714 and encodes 237 amino acids. The record is from RefSeq and is a predicted model, not a curated record. Lineage: Eukaryota; Viridiplantae; Streptophyta; Magnoliopsida; Proteales; Proteaceae. The transcript has 3 exons.
AUGGUCCUCUCUUGGCUUAUGAAUGCCCUUGCAACUGACAUUGCCCAUAGUGUCUUCUAUGCUUCCUCGGCUCAGGAUGUUUGGGUCGACCUCCAUGAUUGCUUCUCUCAAAAGAAUGCCUCACGGAUAUUUGAGAUCCGUCGUGCAAUCUCUACCCAUUGUCAAGGGACUUCUUCUUUGGCGUCUUAUUACACCAUUAUCAAAGGUUUUUGGGAUGAGCUCGCCUCAUAUAGUUCCUACCCGGAUUGCACCUGUGGUGUUACAGCACCAUUCCAAUCUCCUUCAACGGGAUUGAUUGCUGGAAUUUUUAUGGAAGAACGUCAACGGUCCAUUCUUGCAUCACCAGACUCGUCAUUAACCCAAUCCGCCCUUGCUGCUGUUGGUGAUCGCACCAAAUUGGGUAAACCAAAGCCGCAUUAUCAUUAUACUUUUUGUAGCCUUGAUGGUCAUUCGGAAUCUCGUUGCUUCAAGAAGCAUGGCUAUCCACUGAAGAAUUCUUCCAAAGCUGCUGCUCCUUCCCCAUUGAUGCCCAAUGCUCACUCCCUUGCCACAUCUGUUGUGGCACCGUUGCCUGCACCAUCCUUUAGCCAAGAUCAAUACAAUCAAAUUAUAUCCAUGCUUCAAUCGGGUAAUAACACACCAUUGGCAAAUUCUGCAAGUACUGCUCGAACUUUUCCUAUAUGGGACCUAAACACAAAGGAGUGGAUUGCGUAA